Molecule: messenger RNA, 2149 nt
Organism: Hydra vulgaris (swiftwater hydra)
Lineage: Eukaryota; Metazoa; Cnidaria; Hydrozoa; Anthoathecata; Hydridae
Product: tetratricopeptide repeat protein 39C
Biological process (GO): cilium assembly
Molecular function (GO): protein binding
Source: RefSeq, a predicted model, not a curated record
UAUCUUUUUUUGUAGAUAUAUUUAUAGUAAAUGAAAAUAGUGGUGGAUACUUUAAAUUAUCUACAUAUGAAUUUAUAGUAAACGAACUCAAUGAUGGAUACUAUAAAUGAAACAGAAGCUAAUUUAAAUUACGACAGUUGUACUGAUUAUAAUUCAUCGCCACCUGUUGUUGAUAUACGUCAGCUUGCACGUCAAGGAAUUCAUGUAUUGUUGAAUGAUGGAGGAGUAUUAAAUGCACAAAUGUUGUUUCAAAAAUACAAAAAAGAAAAUGUUCUUUUAUCUGCUGGAGCAAGUUUAGUUGACUUUAUUGCUGCAGCAAUGUCUUUUGAAGAUGAGAAAAUGGAAAUUGCUCAGCAAAGUUUAAAAUUUACUAUAAAGAUGUGUGAUAUUGACAGUUGUUUUGAAGGGAUGAUUCACAAGCGACCCUCUCAUAAUUGGAGCACAGCAGAGCGGAUUGAGAGAAUGAUUAUCUGGGCUGACUGUGAACUUUUUUUAGCAUUUAUUAUGUUUUUAAAACAAGGUGUUGUUGACUUUAUAAAAGCUGGCUUCCACAUGCGAAAAGCAUGGAAAAUGUACGAAAAAUGUUACCUUGAGUUAUAUGGCUGUGAAAUGAAUUCAAAAACAUCUAAAAAAAAUAAUUGUUCCACUCCAUCUUCUUUAUCAAAUGAAGAAGCCAAAUAUCUUACUGAAUCUUUUUCAUUUGGUUAUGGUCUUGUACAGAUUGCAUUGUCAGUUGUUCCUGCCACACUAUUAAAGUUUUGUGAAGUGUUUGGAUUUCAUGUUAACAAAGAAGUUGGACUGAGUUCUUUAUUGAUUUCAAGCAACAGCAAUGAUAUGAAAUCUCCCAUUGCAAGGCUGACACUGCUAUGGUAUCAUACAAUAGUUUGUCCAUUUUGUAAUGUUGAUGGAGAAAACCUUGAGAAAGGUUUAAAGGAAGCAGCAGAAGUGUUAAAAGGCUCAGAAGAAGAGUUUCCAACAUCUACAAUCUUUAUUUAUUUCAGGGCUCUUCUUUGCCGCCUAAGGGGUAAUCUUGAAGAAUCAUUAAAUUUACUAUCUAGAACUGUAUCUACUAAUUCAGAACAAAAAGAAAUUAUCCUGCUAUGUUGUUAUGAUAAAGGUUGGUGUCAUUUACUUAAAAUGGAAUGGAAUGAAUCUUUCAUUUGUUUCUCAAAGUUACAACAAGAAUCAAAGUGGUCUGAAGCAUACUACGCUUACUUAUUAGCACUUACUUCUGGAGCUUUAAAUAAACUUGGUGAAGCAUUCACAUUAUUAAAAUCUGUUCCUAAAAAAGUUGUCCGUAAAACACAGCUUGAAGUUUAUCUUACAAGAAAGUGUCAUUUGUACAAAAACUCUCCUCCUAAUCAAGUAGAAUAUAUAGUUUUGAUAUUUGAAUUACUUUAUUUAUGGAAUUCUCUUCCUCAAUGUACUGAAGAUGGUUUACGAGCUAUGAUGGCAGAACUUGAGAAAUGUCAUCAUAGUCAUAUGAAUCCAAUAAAAUAUUUAAUUAUGGGAGCUAUUCAUAGCAAACUUUGUGAGAGAGCAAAGGCUUUAAUGUUUCUUGAGCAAGCGAGUGUACAAUGCAAGACUAAACCAACAGAUGCCCAUGUGAUUCCCUUUGCCAUGUAUGAAAUGGCACUAAUUUAUGCUAAGGAUGAAAAAACAUGGCAGCUAAGCAAAGAAAUGCUAUGCAAAGUAAAGCCAUUUGAGCACAUACAAAAAAUAUUAGAGAAAGAAUGUUUAAUAGAAGAUCGAAGACACUGUAAUUAUAGAGGAAUAGUUAUAAUUAAAGGGAAAUAGCAAAUUUUUACGUCUAGAAAAAAUGAAUUUUAGAAAAAGCAGUAUUAACUAUAUUUUUUAAUUGUAAUCAGCAGCCCUCGUAAUUAGGGCCGGCAUUCGGCAAUGCCGACUUAAAAGUGUUUGAUGUCAGCAAAAAAUCGCCGACUUCGUUUUUAUGUUUUGUGGUAAAGUUUUUUUGCUUACCCUUUGUGCCAAAUUUUUUUAUGCCAGCCUGAUGCCGACCUCUCACAGUUUGAGAUCGGCAACUUAUUGCCGACCUAAUUCUGAGGUUUGAAUCAGUGAAUACUGAUGAACAUUAGAUUCAAAACAAGUAUACUUACCAUAACAAAGUAUAUAUAUUAAAAUUUCUGAA